AUGACCAAAAGUACAGGGGAGAGAAUCUGCCGCGCCUGUAUUCGAUGCCGACAGAGGAAGACCAAAUGUGACCUUGACUCAGUAGAAGAGCCAGGGAAGCCUCCCUGUCUCAGCUGCCACCUUGACGGCUACGAAUGUGCUCUUGCCGGCUCAAAACGCGGCGGCGACUACUCGCAUAUGAGACGGAAAUCUAAGAAUGCGAGAAACCGUAGCCGUCAGCCACCGGCUCCUGAGCCACAGCCGAUUCAAGGUAUUGAAUCUCAUCCACCUGAUCCGCACCAAUCUCAGCAGCCCGAUCUGUGCACUGAGCAUUCUACUGGAGUUCAGAAUCCCCUCGAAGCGCUUCAAAUCUUAGUGCAAGCAGCAGCGGCCAGCCCAUCUUCGACAAAUAAGGCCAUUAACGGAUCUCCAGCCGGCCAAAACACUGCUCAUCCUCUUGGGGUUUCACCUCCAGAUACGUUGGAGCACGGGCGAACGGCCGCCGGAAACGCGGUGCGAGGACUUGAGUCAUAUGGUCCCUUAGCGAACGGGCUACUGGACACGACUAUGCUUGACCAUCUACUGCAACACUAUGCCGAACGAUACCACCCAUUCAUGCCUAUCGUGCCUGAGCAUGUGCUUUCGCCCCAAAAGAUCCAAAAGACGGCCGCCGAGGAGCCCUUUCUACUGACUUCAAUUUUGACAGUGUCAACAAAAGAUAGAAAAGGGUUCGAAAUGUUGCAGAGAGGUCUCUGUUCCUAUAUAUACAAGGGAAUUAUAGAUAUUGUCAUGGGAAUUUCUACAGCUCCCAGUGUUGGAUCAGUGGAAGGUUUAUUGCUUCUCGCAGAAUGGGUGCCGCAUGCUGACAUCGGUGCAUCCUCCUUCAAGUUGCCUGCGAGCGGAGAAGACAGCGCAGCAUGGUCUUUGGUUGGCUUAGCUGUGCGGCAAGCCUACUUGCUCCAUCUCGAUAACUAUGCUUUCCGGACGGAAAUCAAGGAUGAGCCGCAAGCGCUAUCUGAUCGAAAGAGGCUUGCAUGGACGUUUACGUAUUUAUCGGACCGCCAGAUAUCCAUCCGCAUGGGCCAAGCAUUUUGGUGUCGAGGGCCAGGCUCGUCUGCAAGGUUUGCAGCAGAAGACUACCCGACACUGCGACCAAAAAAUCUCUAUGAUGACGAUUACGCUUCUAUCCUCAUAGCUCAGGUGGACAUGACCACACUAUUCGGGACUGUGCACGACAUUUUAUAUGCAUCCAAAGCCAGGACCGUCGCCUUGAUGCUUAGAGGUGACUACACAAAAUAUCUAGAUGACGGUCUCAAAGGUCUGGAAGCCUGGAAAGACUCGUGGGGCCGGAUCAAAAUCCCCUCUCAUCUCAGAUCUUUGCUUGAUAUGCAGUAUGAGUAUUUGAGUCUGUAUGUCAACGCGUUCGGCUUCCAUGCGGUUGUCUGCAGAGCACUCGACCAGUCGCGCAACUCACCACGCGGUGCCCAAGGGGUCUCUUUCUUCCCACACGGUGUCCUAGCCUGCCCAGACAGUCGGUAUAUUUAUUCUGCCACCGAGGCAGCGAGCAACUUGCUCCAUAUCAUCAGUCAACGUGUGGACCCUGUGAAACACACACGGUAUUUGCCAGCACGGUUCUACCUAUACACAAUCCACUCUGCCGUUUUUCUCUACAGGGCCCACAGUCUGGGUGCUUUGUCCGAAGAAGCCCACCAGCGAUCUACCAAACUAGUACGGGAGUUCUUGACAAAGUUAGAAGCUGCAGCCAGUAGUGAACAGCAUAUUGCAUCCAGAUACAGAAAGCUCGUGUCUAGUCUUUGGUUUCAAGAAGAAACAGAACCCCUGGAAGGCUUUACCCGACCCCGCGGCUCUUCACACCCGUCGUCUCGGCCUUCCUCGGCUUUAGAUCGGGGUAGCAAUACCCCUUUCACUAACGAGUUCAGUCUGAUGACUACGACGGGCUCUAAUGCGCCUUUGGACCCAGAUUCAUUUAGUCUUGAAAACUUCGGGUUUGGUUCUAAUCUUGCAGGGCCAGGGUUUAAUGAACAGCCUAGUUUCCUAAACGCUGGGUUAGCAUUGCCCAGAUCGUAUACUUUCUUGGGAUUCCCUAACACUGAACCCUUACCCAACCAUGGCAGCGAUGACUUUGGUUCUUUAUUUUCUCGAGGGUUAUACGAUGUGUAG
Clonostachys byssicola is the source of this 2160-nucleotide messenger RNA. Lineage: Eukaryota; Fungi; Ascomycota; Sordariomycetes; Hypocreales; Bionectriaceae. The record is from the annotation of a GenBank genome assembly.